Molecule: messenger RNA, 729 nt
Organism: Cooperia oncophora
Lineage: Eukaryota; Metazoa; Nematoda; Chromadorea; Rhabditida; Trichostrongylidae
Source: the annotation of a GenBank genome assembly
AUGAACGAGUUUUCGAGGUCCUCCCAGUGGAGAGAAUUACAACCGCUUCCCGAUGGAAAAUAUCACAUUGUCAGAAGAGUCGUUGAAACUGGACAACCUCCCAACCUACCACCCGGUCACGGAGGCCAACAGAGUUUUCCUUAUCCAGGUGGAGGUCAGCAACCUGGAGGAGGUCAGCAACCCGGCUCAUCGUACCCCGGUCAGCAACCUGGCUCAUCCUACCCUGGUCAGCAACCUGGCUCAUCCUACCCUGGUCAGCAACCUGGCUCAUCCUACCCUGACGAGCCACCCAGCUCAGUACAUGCCCCUGACCCUGGAGAACCACCAAGCGUGCCAGAUGCUGAGGGAAGACCGCCAGCCACCUUCCCACACUAUGGAGGAGGAGCCCCGCCUUCACACCCUCAACAUUAUGGCAGUGGAGAUCGUGAGACCCUCCCACCAAUCCAGUACGACGAAACCUGGUAUGAACCGCCUGGCCAGGGAUCUUACCCAAGACUGCCGCUCGCGGAUUACGAUCCGCUGCUUUCUAAACCCGUUGAUAGGCUCCCCGAUCAGAAUGGUAGGACUCCGCCAGGAGCUGGUUCCAGCGAUCUCGCCAAACUCAUGCCUCAUCCUUCAUGGCCAUCCACCUCAUCGCUCACGACAUCCCACUCCCCAGAUCCUCAACGUACCAUUCCACCCUCAUCCCGGCCAUCCACCCCAUCCUCACGAUCAUCAUCAUCAACAUGA